Truncatella angustata is the source of this 1794-nucleotide messenger RNA. RefSeq lists its product as uncharacterized. The transcript has 2 exons. Gene Ontology annotation, cellular component: nucleus. NCBI's taxonomy places the organism in Eukaryota, Fungi, Ascomycota, Sordariomycetes, Amphisphaeriales, Sporocadaceae. The record is from RefSeq and is a predicted model, not a curated record. Gene Ontology annotation, biological process: regulation of transcription by RNA polymerase II. Bases 1 to 1794 code for a protein of 597 amino acids.
AUGGCCUCAAUAGCAGAACAAUCAUACAACAUGUUUCCGACAUCCACUGGCGACCGUGACUUCCUGCUGUAUUCCGGGGAACAAGCAGGAAGCUAUGCUUCACCACCAAUGGAGCAAUAUAGCCCACAAGGCUUUGGGUUUCCUCAGACCACCGGCUUUGAAGUAAAUCCUUUAUACGCAGAGGCACCGCGUAUGUUCUAUGAUACGACUGGUUCACCAGUCGCAUAUCAAGAAGAUGGCGAACUGCGGUUACCCUCGUCUAACCGAUCAACUACCUCCGCAUCAUCAUCCAAUAUGGGCUCGCCACAAUCCAACCAUGGGCAACUGGCAUAUGUUCCUGAAUACACCCAUAACACGCUUGGCGUAAAUCCAAGCAUAGUACACCACGACUACUAUACCGGAACGGAGUACACGACAUAUGUCCCUCAAGCCAUCGAAGGCUAUGAGUUGGCAUAUACAGACAGCAAACCAGGAUUUGUUGAUCCCUCUCUGAUCCAUCCUGAGAUCCGGGGACCCAUGGGGCCACCGAUGCAGGGAUACGAGCAUAACCCGUAUCCACAAUCACCGGCUCUGUCAGGAGCCACCUCCCCUGUGCCGGGUAUCAGAAAUGGCAGUGCAUCGCCAUACGUCCCUGGGUUUCAAUAUAGUCCGUUUGCUGUUCCUCAGCAGGAUGCCAGGCGUCCAAGCAUGUCCUCUUUCCAGUCACCUCAGGAGUAUUCUUACAGCGGUGACGAGUUGAAGGAGAAGCAACGGUGCCCACAUCCCGACUGCGGGAAGACUUUCAAGGAUUUGAAAGCCCACAUGCUAACGCAUCAAAAUGAGCGUCCAGAGAAGUGUCCAAUCCAGACAUGCGACUACCACAUCAAGGGUUUUGCGCGCAAGUAUGACAAGAACAGACAUACCUUGACCCACUACAAAGGGACAAUGGUGUGCGGCUUCUGUCCUGGAUCCGGGUCGGCGGCUGAGAAGUCAUUCAACAGGGCGGACGUCUUCAAACGUCAUCUGACAGCCGUUCACGGCGUUGAGCAGACACCACCCAACAGCCGCAAGAAGUCUUCGUCCGCAAAUAGUGGUAAGAAGUUGAGCAGUUAUGCUUCCGAUGCCACUGGCAAGUGCUCGACUUGUUCAGUGACUUUCUCCAAUGCACAAGACUUUUAUGAGCAUUUGGACGACUGUGUUCUCCGCAUCGUUCAACAAGAAGACCCUGCCGAAUCUGUCAACGCAAGACGGCUAGCUGAGGUUGAGAACGACAAGGAUGUCCACCAGACAUUGGAGAAGAACUCUCUGCCUCUUACUACGCAAACGACUAGCUACUCCGACAUGGAUGAUGAUGAUGACAUGGAUGAUGACGACUUUGACGAGGACUUCAAGGGAAAAAGGCCUUCACCCAGGAACAGAAAGGGUAACCCUGUCAAUGGUGUGCAGAAGUCGCGGGGCAUGACACACUCUCGUGGUGGUGUUAGCUUGAGCAGCAAGUCCAAGAGUCGAAAGAACCGUCGUGACUAUCCUUCGUCCUGGGGCUUCGAUAAGGGUCAGAUGACCAUGAAGAAGCGAGUCAUGACGGUUUUUGACGGUUCUCGUCGCCUCGCCAAGGAUGACAUGAUGUUAUCAACUGAGCAAGAGGUACGCAUCAAGCUUGCCGAUGGCAAGUCGUAUGUGACCGACCUGGAUGUACAAACAAUGAAGCGCGCGCAAGGCUUCCUUGAUGCUACCGAAGAGGAGAAAGGCAUCUGGAUUUCAGAUGACCCCACAGAGGAGGACAUGCGCAAGAUGCUUGAGCUUGCUGGUCAAUAA